GUACCCACUUAAUACAUUGAUUGCAAAUUCCUUUUAUUAUUAGAAAUAAUGCAGUGGUGUGUGUUGAUUUUAAACUGUCUUCUCUUCACUUUAGUGAGAGGAGAUGACGAGUACCUCUUGGACUUUCCUCUUGGAAAGUUAAAGGGAAAGACCAGGACCACCAUUACUGGUGUGACUUUGUAUUCUUUCCAAGGCGUGCCCUUCGCUGAACCACCUCUAAAUGAAUACAGAUUUCAGGCUCCAAAAAUGAAAUCACCAUGGAACGACACAUUAGAUGCCACAGAAGAACGCAGCUACUGCUUGCAGAUGACUCAGGACCACGUCGAUGGAUCCGAGGAUUGUCUCUUCAUCAACAUUUUUACCCCAAAAGAUCCCAAAUUGAAUUCAAAACUGGCCGUUAUGGUGUUCAUGUUCGGAGGGGGUUUCAUCGAAGGCUCAUCUGCAGAUGUCAACGUCGGUCCAGACCAUUUAAUGGAUUACGAUGUCGUUUAUGUUACAUUUAAUUACAGAGUGGGACCAUUCGGUUUUCUUUCCACUGGUGACACAAUCAUCCCUGGAAACGCGGGUUUAAAAGACCAAUUACUAGCCCUAAAAUUCGUUAAUAAAUACAUUCAAUACUUCGGAGGAGAUCCCGAUAAAGUUACAAUAAUGGGACAAAGUGCUGGGUCAGCUUCGGUGCACUACCACGUCUUGAGCCCUCAAUCAAAGGGAUUGUUUAGGGCGGGCAUAGCCGAGAGCGGUACGGCCCUGUGCCCUUGGGCCUCCCAAACGAACUACACCUACAUGACCAAUCGUUUGCUGGAGAUCAUCGAUUCGAAUUUCGCGGCGAAGAGCCCUUCUUCGCAGGAAAUCAGGGACUUUCUGAAAGCCCUUCCUGCGGAAACCAUCGAUAGAGCGGCACACGUGAUUGAUAAAAUGGAGAGCCCGGCUGAUAAUCAGAUCCAAAUUGGUUUCUAUUUCGCGCCUGUGGUGGAAUGCGAGCACGAGGGGGCAUUCAUCACCGAGUCGAUGUUCGAGAUGGUGCGAGAUGGGAAAUUAAACGAUGUGAAAAUGAUUAUGGGGGUGAAUUCUGAGGAGUCUUUGUUUUACGUAACAGAUGAAAGAUUCCCUAAAACAGCCAAGGGAGUCGACGAUGAUAAUUUGAUAUUAGUACCGAGAGGUUUGAACGCGGAAAAUUCGAGUAAAGCCGAGAUAGCGAAAAAAAUCAAAGACUUUUACUCGCCUUAUCUACCUUUCGCAGUUAGCCAAAGGAGCCUCAUUAAGUAUUACUCUGACCAAAGUUUUGCCAGAUCUAUAAUAAAGACGGCGGAAUUACAAUCGAAAUACUCGGACGUUUAUUUCUACGAAUUCCAAUACCACGGCGUGUUGGGCUCCUACACCGAUGAUUCAGUUGUUGGAUUUUCCGAAGACGUAAGACACGGCGAAGAAAUGAGCUACAUUUACCGGCGUAAUUACGGUGGCCUAAACACCACCGAUCUCUCCAAAUAUCCGCUAAUGGAUCAACUGGUACAGAAGAGGUUCAUCAAGAUGUUCACCGAUUUCGCUAAAUAUUUAAAUCCAACACCCGACCCCAUCGAGCUGUUGCAUAAUAUCACCUGGCCGACGGUGAAACCCGACGAUUUCCAAUACAUGGCUGUAGGUUCAUGGUUGGAACUGAGAAGGAACCCCAAGGAAGAUAUGUACUCAUUUUGGGAACAGAUUUUUUCCAAAUACGCCAGAGGUCAACUAAUUUCCUACUAGUUUAUGAAAUAUUUAAAUAAUAUGUGAGGAUACCCUUACCUUGUUAAAACCUAUAACUACAAAAGUGUUUAAUAAAUCUUCUUCUAU
Messenger RNA from Phyllotreta striolata, 1827 nucleotides. The record is from the annotation of a GenBank genome assembly. NCBI's taxonomy places the organism in Eukaryota, Metazoa, Arthropoda, Insecta, Coleoptera, Chrysomelidae.